Messenger RNA from Musca vetustissima, 1573 nucleotides. RefSeq names its product putative aminopeptidase W07G4.4 (gene Dip-B). The transcript is spliced from 5 exons. Gene Ontology annotation, biological process: proteolysis. Gene Ontology annotation, molecular function: metalloaminopeptidase activity; manganese ion binding. Gene Ontology annotation, cellular component: cytoplasm. The coding region runs from base 53 to 1573 and encodes 506 amino acids. The record is from RefSeq and is a predicted model, not a curated record. NCBI's taxonomy places the organism in Eukaryota, Metazoa, Arthropoda, Insecta, Diptera, Muscidae.
CGGUUGCAUUGUAAAGAUCAAGUGAAAAUUCUUCUUCAAAACCCUCUCAAAAAUGGGACUGGACAAAUUAAUACCAUGCACAGUCCAAGUGGCUAAGAUGAUACAAAAAUCUGGCUGUGAUGUUCUCUGCAUCAUUGACCGUCAAAUUCCCACGGAAUUGGUUGAACAAUUCAAUGAAUUCCGUUCAUUCGAUAAGGCAUUCGACAGUGUGGUUUCAUGCUUUAAAUCGCAAAAAUUAAAUUUACCAGUGGUCUAUUCACCUGUACCAGAAUUGAGCGAUUAUCAUGAUGUGCGUACCUAUCAACAGGCUGCUGCAAAAUCACUGCAGAGAGCCAUAAAGGCUGGUUUCAAAUCUCCCUUGCUGCUGAUACCCGAAAGUAAAAAGUUUAGAAAUGUUGAAUUAUGUACCGUUUUGGGUGCUUUGGAAGAACUUUAUGUGCCCAUUCAAUUACGUGAAGAUGUACCAGACAAAAGUAAACGCAUUGAAAAUUUAUCUGUUUUGAUUUCAAGCCCCAAAGCAGAAGAAAUUGUUAAGGAAGCCUUGGUUUUGGAAUCUGGCCGAUAUGUAGCUCGUGAUAUUGGUGUUGGCGAUCCCGAACGUAUGGCUCCACCACGUGUUGAAGAAUAUGUAACAAAAUUAUUCGAUGGUCUCAAGGUAACGGUUAUUAGUGAUGUCGAUACAAUUACCAAGGAAUAUCCGCUAUUUGCUGCCGUUAAUCGUGCUGCCAACUCGGUGAAACGUCAUCAGGGACGUAUUAUCUUCCUUGAAUAUUUGCCACCACAACCUGCCAAGAAGACCUUGAUGUUGGUCGGUAAGGGUGUUACUUAUGAUACUGGCGGUGCUGACAUCAAAGCUGGUGGCAUUAUGGCUGGUAUGUCACGUGAUAAGUGUGGUGCAGCAGCUGUUGCUGGUUUCAUGCAGAUUGUCAAGGAACAAAAACCAGCUGAUGUCCAUGUCAUUGCUGCCCUGUGUAUGGUCCGCAAUUCUGUCGGUGAAGAAUGCUAUGUUUCCGAUGAGGUUAUCACAUCCAGAGCUGGUGUACGCGUACGCGUCGGUAACACUGAUGCCGAAGGACGUAUGUGUAUGGCUGAUGCCUUGUGUCGUAUGAAGGAAAUUGCUGUUUCGGAAAAUUUGCCUGAUCCACAUCUCUUCACAAUUGCUACAUUGACCGGCCAUGCUUUUGUUUCGGCUGGUGAGGGUUAUUCCAUCAUUAUGGAUAACAGUGUUGCCCGUGCCGCCGAUCAUGCACGUAAAUUGCAAGAUAUUGGCACCUCAUUCGGUGAACCAUUUGAAGUUUCAGUUAUACGUCAAGAUGAUUUCGAUUUUAAUAACGGCAAAGUUAUUGGUGAAGAUAUAUUGCAGUGCAACAAUAUACCAUCGACUCGUACGCCACGUGGUCAUCAAGUACCAGCUGCCUUCCUUAUGCAGACGACUGGAUUGGAUAAGCAUGGUUUGGAUGCUGAGAAACCAUUGAAAUAUACCCAUUUGGAUAUUGCCGGCAGUGCUGGUGAACAUCCAAAGAUGCCAACAGCUGCUCCUAUUAUUGCAUUGGCAAAGGCCCAUUUAUCUUAA